ACAACUAACCAGAUGGCAGCACCGCGAGCAAGUCAAAGCCGUUUUAACAACUUAAGAAAUAACAAUUACGUUUUUUGGCGUUAUUUCUGUUUAUUUUAAGCCAACGCAGCCACGCAAUGAAAAUAUUAUGCGAGGUGCAGGUGUUAAAUCGCACAACGCAGGCAAAUCGGACUCCUCGGGCCGUAAAAUCAACGCUUGCCAUCGGCUACAAGCAAAGCGCGCGCGACUCCAAUGGCAAUACCAAAAAGGAGCUGGAAAUGGUGCUGUUCACUCCCCAGGUGAAGGCUGGCACACGGUACAAGGUGCGCGAUAAUAUACACUGCGUACACACCAAAUUCGUGCUGGACGGCAAGGCCACCAUUGGCUUUAAGCAGCCGGCAGAGAAUCUGCUCAUCAAAUGUGAUCCCAUACAGCUAAAGGGUUUUCUUCAAACGCUCAAGCUGGGCAUGGAGGGCAAGGAUGCCAUCAAUUUGAGACUGAACAUAGCUAACACAACCGCCUUACCACAGAAGGCACAGCCGCAGCAGCGAAUGACCAUCAAUAAACGCAGCGAGUAUCCAGUUAAAGGUUUUCCGCGCACUCUCAAAUCGCUGACCAUCAACAAUAUCCAAUUGAUGAAGCUCAGCUUUGAGAUUUGCACACUGCGCAAUCUGACCACGCUGGAUGUCAGUGGCAACAAGCUAGCAAAGAUACCCACCGAAUUGGGUCGCCUGCCGCUCACCUCGCUGCAUUUAAGCGGCAAUGCGCUGGGCGAGCUCAACGACUGGUGCUGGCUGCGUGGUAGCAAACUGAGUCAGUCCCUCUGCGAGCUGGACUUGUCGGCUAACGGACUCAGCUACUUUCCACCGCCAUUGGUCAGAUUCGAGAGUCUGGUCACGCUUAAUCUGAACCAUAAUAAGCUGCGUCACCUGCCCUUCGCCAUACGUCGCCUUCAAAAGCUGCGAUCGCUGCAUGUGUCCAGCAAUAAAUUAGAAUCACUGCCCGCUGCCAUUGAGGAUCUGCAUAUAGAUUUGCUGGACGUAUGGGGCAACUGCUUCAAAGGUUUCAAUGUGGAAGCCGCUCAAACACAGGUGCAACGCACAGCUGCCACACACACGCCCACGCCGCUCUGGUUGCAGGCGGCACGCGUGGUCUCUACACAUAAACUGCCCUAUUCGACGAGUACACUGCCUGCCAUACUCAUCGAACUCAUCUCGGAAGCGCCCAAGUGCCUAUGCGGCAAACUGUGCUAUGCGCUAGAGUCUCGCGAUCUGCUGAAGCGCGUUACCCAGCCCAAGUUUACCAAUAUCAAGAAUUUGACCUACAGUCGAGAGCAUCAGAUCUACUCCGAUGUGAUCAUCUGUGGUCCCAAUUGUUGUGCCUAUCCACAGCUGAAGGCUCUAUUCAAUAUAUUAGUCUCUUGAGAUAUUAUCGAUUU
Messenger RNA from Drosophila montana, 1417 nucleotides. It is a transcript of the gene Lrr47, whose product is annotated as Leucine-rich repeat 47. The transcript is spliced from 2 exons. The record is from RefSeq and is a predicted model, not a curated record. The coding region runs from base 117 to 1403 and encodes 428 amino acids. Lineage: Eukaryota; Metazoa; Arthropoda; Insecta; Diptera; Drosophilidae. Gene Ontology annotation, biological process: signal transduction. Gene Ontology annotation, molecular function: protein binding.